GACUUGCUGACACUGACACCUGAUAAACAAAAAUAAAAGUUGCCAAAAUGUUAUUUAAAUGCAAUUUCUCGUGAAUUCCCGAAAUAAAACAUUUUGCAUUUAAUAAAUUAAAUAAAGCUUUAAAGCAGUGAAGUAAUCAGUUUACAUAGCUGAAAUCUUAGAAUUAGAAUUGUUUUCGACCGGAAUUGUUGAAAUUCCAAUUUGAUUUUUGAAGUGUGUCAAAAUCUAAAUAAUCAUCUCAUACAUGCCGGCAUAAACAAAUAAACAUCACCUGAUAAAAGAAUUAUAUAUGAGUAAAGAUCAAGCCAUGCGGUACAAAAUUAAAUGCCGACCAGAAAACAAAAACAUUAUCAGCCUCUCAUCUCAAUGGAUUGUUUUUGUUAGUUCUACAAAGAGUAGUCUAAAUAAAGAAAUGUUCUUCCGCUUACUAAAAAAAAAUUCUCUGAAUAAAUCUUAAGACUCGUAAAGUAAUAUACAAGCGCCCACUCAGUCGCUGAAAAAGCAUUGGAGGUGCCGUUUGCAAAAUCAUUUAUAUUAAUUUUAUUUCUGUGCUGAAGCACAAAACUUACUAAACGAGAUUAAAAAUUAAAUCAGAUAUUCAAUACAUAAGCCGUAGAAAGCGAGGCUAAUAAUCAAUUUUUAUUAUCAAAUUUAUUAAAAAAGAUGGAUCCAAUGCAAGUUGAAGUUAGAGGCAUUGAAAAGCUCUUUGCUUUGGACGGAUAUCUGAAGCCAUUUGAAAAAGAAAUUCGCCGAAGACAUGGUAUCUUAAAAGAAUGGCUUAGUAAAAUCGAUAACCUCGAAGGUGGAAUGAAUACGUUUUCGCAAGCCUAUCAAUAUUACGGCUUACACUUUCAACCUGAUAAUUCUGUGAUAGCCAGAGAAUGGGCGCCUGGUGCCAAAGACGUGUAUUUGACCGGAGAUUUCAACAACUGGCAAUGGGAAGCAACCCCUUAUAGAAAAUUGGAUUUUGGAAAAUGGGAAUUGCACAUUCCAGCUAACCCAGAUGGAUCGGCACCUAUAAAACAUCUAUCAGAAAUCAAAGUAAUUAUUCGCAGUCAAGCUGGAAAACUUCUUGACCGACUUUCACCAUGGGCAGUGUACGUCAGGCAGCCACCCAAAGAAGCAAAUCAGGGGGUCAACUACAAACAGUACGUUUGGAAUCCACCUCAAAAUGAAAUUCAUAAAUUUGUCCACCCUCGUCCUCAACGCCCUAAAUCACUUCGUAUCUAUGAAUGCCAUGUUGGUAUAGCAUCCCAAGAACCUAAAGUGGGUACCUAUCAAAACUUUGCUGAGAAUAUUAUUCCAAGAAUAAAGAAUCAAGGAUAUAAUGCAAUUCAACUGAUGGCUAUUAUGGAGCACGCAUACUAUGCAAGCUUUGGUUACCAAGUAACAAGUAUGUAUGCUGCUUCUAGUCGCUACGGUACUCCAAAUGAGUUGAAAAAAAUGAUUGACGUUGCACAUGCUAACGGAUUAUAUGUUUUGCUGGAUGUUGUCCAUUCGCACGCAAGUAAAAAUGUUGAAGAUGGAAUGAAUCAAUUCGAUGGUACAAACAGUUGCUUCUUUCAUGAUGGAGCGAGAGGGGAGCAUGCACUUUGGGAUAGUCGCCUAUUCAAUUAUAAUGAAUAUGAAGUUUUAAGAUUUUUACUGUCAAAUCUAAGGUGGUGGCAUGAUGAGUACAAUUUCGAUGGAUACAGAUUUGAUGGUGUCACUUCGAUGCUUUACCACUCCAGAGGUAUUGGUGCAGGUUUCAGUGGUGAUUAUAGUGAAUAUUUCGGAUUGGGAGUAGAUACAGAAGCGUUGAUAUACUUGGCUCUAGCAAACCAUAUGGUUCAUGAACAAAAUGAAGAAGCAAUUACAAUUGCUGAGGACGUUUCUGGUAUGCCUGCUCUAUGUCGUCCUGUUUCCGAAGGUGGGGUUGGAUUCGAUUACCGUCUUGGAAUGGCAAUUCCGGAUAAAUGGAUCGAAUAUCUAAAGAACAAAACUGAUGACGAAUGGGAGAUGGGAAAUAUCGUCCACACCUUAAGUAAUCGUCGUUGGAAGGAGAGUACCGUGGCAUAUGCAGAGUCUCAUGAUCAAGCCCUUGUAGGUGAUAAGACAAUUGCAUUUUGGCUUAUGGACAAAGAAAUGUACACUCAUAUGUCUGUCAUGAGUGAACCGUCAAUAAUAAUUGACCGGGGAAUCGCACUUCAUAAAAUGAUACGUUUAAUCACGCACUCCUUAGGUGGUGAAGCUUAUUUAAAUUUCAUGGGCAAUGAGUUUGGUCAUCCAGAAUGGUUGGAUUUUCCACGAGUUGGUAAUAACGAUUCAUAUCACUAUGCACGUCGACAGUGGAAUUUAGUCGAUGAUAAGUUAUUAAAAUACAAAUAUUUAAAUGAAUUUGAUCGUGCCAUGAACUUAACAGAAGAUAAAUACGGUUGGUUGCAAGCAGAUCCUGGCUACGUAAGUUGGAAACAUGAGGGUGAUAAGAUUAUUGCGUUCGAAAGAGGUGGACUAGUAUUCGUUUUUAAUUUUCACCCAACAAGAAGUUUUACGGAUUACCGGGUUGGUACAAAUUGGGCAGGUGCAUAUAAAGCUAUACUUAGCACAGACGAUGAAUUAUUUGGUGGACAAAAUAGAAUUGACAAAAAUUGUGAACACUUAUCGGAUCCCGAUGGACAUGCUGGUCGAACAAAUUUUAUACAGGUCUAUGCACCAUCGAGAACUGGUGUUGUUUAUGCCAGAAUUCACUAAUCUGGAUAACUAAGAACUCGUGCUUGCAGCUGCAGUAUAUUUCUAUGGAUAUUAAAAAUCCUGUUGCUUAUAUUCCUUCUUAUUGAAACUAUUGUUCCGAAAAUAAAUAUAUAUAUUUUUUAUUACAUAA
Molecule: messenger RNA, 2860 nt
Organism: Episyrphus balteatus (marmalade hoverfly)
Lineage: Eukaryota; Metazoa; Arthropoda; Insecta; Diptera; Syrphidae
Gene: AGBE
Product: 1,4-alpha-glucan-branching enzyme
Exons: 7
Coding region: 664-2730 (688 amino acids)
Biological process (GO): glycogen biosynthetic process
Cellular component (GO): cytoplasm
Molecular function (GO): hydrolase activity, hydrolyzing O-glycosyl compounds; 1,4-alpha-glucan branching enzyme activity; cation binding
Source: RefSeq, a predicted model, not a curated record